Molecule: messenger RNA, 5582 nt
Organism: Sphaeramia orbicularis (orbiculate cardinalfish)
Lineage: Eukaryota; Metazoa; Chordata; Actinopteri; Kurtiformes; Apogonidae
Gene: atl1
Product: atlastin GTPase 1
Exons: 14
Coding region: 287-1978 (563 amino acids)
Molecular function (GO): GTP binding; GTPase activity
Source: RefSeq, a predicted model, not a curated record
UACAGGAUAUUCGACGGAACACAGCCUUUGCACCAAGGGUAAUUAAUGAAGUUAAUGCUUUAAAAAAAACAGAGGAUAACAGACACCAGCGCCCCCUGGUGGUGCAUGAGAGCCACGCAGCUCUGUGGGAAUAAAGGCUCCAUCAUCAUCAUCAUCAUCAUCAUCAUCAUUCUCCUGCGAUACGAGCAUCGUUUCGGCGGAGAUCGGGGCAUCCUCCCAGCCCGACACUCAUGACUGCUGAAUAGGGUUUUACAUCUGCGGACAAACCAGAGGCUCACUAGGACAGAUGAUGGCGAAGCACCGUAAGGACAGAGACAGCUGGGGUGAGUGGUCCCUUGGUGAUAAAAAUGUUUACGAUUGGAGCUCAGAGGAGGAGGAGCCUGACGACAGAGCUCGCCCCAUUCAGGUACUGCUGGUUAAAGAUGACCACACCUUCGAGUUGGAUGAGGCGGCGCUGAGCCGCAUCCUCCUGGCGGAGGAUGUCCGAGACCGAGAAGUGGUGGCCAUCUCUGUGGCCGGAGCUUUUCGCAAGGGCAAGUCCUUCCUCAUGGACUUCAUGCUGCGCUACAUGUACAACCACGCGUCCGACAGCUGGCUCGGAGACGCUGAUGAGCCACUAACUGGUUUCUCCUGGAGGGGGGGCUCAGAGAGGGAGACCACUGGGAUCCAGAUCUGGAGCGAGGUCUUCCUGGUGGACAAACCAGAUGGGAGGAAGGUUGCUGUUUUGCUAAUGGACACCCAGGGCACGUUUGACAGCCAGUCGACACUCAGAGAUUCGGCCACGGUGUUCGCUCUGAGCACCAUGAUCAGCUCCAUGCAGGUUUACAACAUCUCCCAGAAUGUACAGGAAGACGACCUGCAGCACUUACAGCUUUUUACUGAGUAUGGAAGACUUGCAAUGGAGGAAACUUUCCUUAAACCAUUCCAGUCUAUGAUUUUCCUGGUUCGAGACUGGAGCUUUCCAUAUGAGUUUCCCUAUGGACAGGAAGGAGGCAUGAAAUUCCUUGAAAAGAGACUGAAGAUCUCAGAGAACCAGCACGAGGAGCUGCAGAACGUCCGCAAACACAUUCACUCCUGCUUCACCAACAUCUCCUGUUUCCUGAUGCCUCACCCAGGACUCAAAGUGGCCACUAACCCACACUUUGACGGAAGAAUUAAAGAAAUUGAUGGUGAGUUCAUCAAUAACCUGAAGGUCCUGGUGCCAUGGCUGCUCAGUCCUCGCAACAUUGACGUGAAGGAGAUCAACGGCAGUAAAAUCACCUGUCGUGGCUUGUUGGAGUACUUCAAGGCGUACAUAAAAAUUUACCAGGGUGAAGAGCUGCCACAUCCCAAGUCCAUGCUCCAGGCCACAGCAGAGGCCAAUAAUCUGGCAGCAGUCGCAGCCGCAAAGGAUCUUUACAACAAGAAAAUGGAAGAGGUCUGCGGGGGGGACCGGCCCUUCCUGGCCCCCAGCGAGCUGCAGACCCGCCACAGCGCCAUCCGAGAGGAGGCUCUACAGGUCUUCCGUGGAGUGAAGAAGAUGGGAGGGGAGGAGUUCAGCCGCCGCUACCUGCAGCAGCUAGAGGGGGAAAUCGAUGAGGUGUUCGUCCAGUACAUCAAGCACAAUGACUCCAAGAACAUUUUCCACGCGGCCCGCACGCCGGCCACGCUGUUCGUGGUCAUCUUUGUCAUGUACGUGGCUGCAGGCAUCACAGGCUUCGUGGGUGUGGACAUCAUUGCCAGCUUAUGUAACAUGAUCCUGGGUCUGGCGCUGAUCACGCUCUGCACCUGGGCCUACAUCCGCUACUCUGGGGAAUACCGAGAACUGGGCGCCGUCAUCGACCAGGUGGCUGGUGCACUGUGGGACCAGGGGAGCACAAAUGAGGCUCUGUACAAGCUGUAUAAUGUAGCGGCCAAUCACAGGCACCUGUAUCACCACGCCUUCCCUGGGCCUCAGGUGGACGAUGUGGCGGAGGAGCAGGACAAGAAGAAGGACUGAUUCAAUCAGACGGAACACAGCAGGGACUUCCUGGGGGGGUGUUGAGGGCGAGGAGGUGGCGGAAAAUCCUCACUCAUCAGGCACUGUUUUCUUCAGUAUUGGCCAUGUGGUCCAAUACAUCCACUACUUUAAACCUAAUACAGACUGAAUAAUGUUCAUGUAUCGGCACCAUCCUCAACAGGCGCCUGUUUCCAAGUGCAGGAUGUAUCACUGUCUCUCACUUUAGUGUGUGAAGAUUCCACCUGUACAGAUAUACAGUACAUAGACCAUCGGCGUAUCCACUCCCAGUCCGCUGUUUAUUUCACAUCAACACGGGUUUUCAACAUUCGCCAUUAGAUGAUUUAUAGUCAAAUCUGUGAACUCCCCAUUUGUGAUGAUUGUUUUGUUCUUCAAAGUUUAGUGCUGUUUAUAAGAAACAUAAUUAUCUAUGUGAUGUUUGGAAGCCAAAAUAUGUACUGUAUGUUAAAUACUGAAGCGUUAGAAGCAUCAUCAGCAUGGUAAAUGGUUAAUGUCUGUCAUCUUAGGCUCUAAAAACCAGCUAUACUUUAAAAUAAUGAGCAUUUUUUUUUAGUUGUUGUGAUUAUGUGGUAUAGUGCCAUGACAUGUACAAAUUAUUUGACAUCUACAGGAGCCUCAGUGGCAUAUUUCUCAGUUGUAUGGGCACAUUCUAGGUCCAAACCACUGUCCCACAACCUAAAACACGUACCAAAAGGAUGCAAGUCUUUGAUGGUAACUAAAAUCCUUCUUUUAUCUAUUGAAUCCUUCUAGGGAUGCACUGAGGCCAAACACUCUAGGUCAAGACUGAUAUUUAAAAUGACAUUUUUGCCAAUAGCUGAUGUCAAUACCAGUGUUUUGUUGUAUUUAUCUGACCCUUUACAAAAGAAAUCGUCAUUAUAAAUAUCAAAGUAGUUCCUAUUUUCAGCCCCUCAUUACAUUAUCUUUACACUGAAUGACAACACAAAUUCAAAUAUACAAAUUUAUGGAGAAAGUGUUAAUAUAACAUGACAGAUAAGUAUCUGCCACAGCCAUCAGUGAAAAUACAUCUUAUAUGCCAGUAUCAAUGUGUAGGUGAUAUAUCAAUGCACCCUGAGGUGGGGCCAUUUUGGUAGCAGCAAAUUCAGACCAUUCAAUUCAAUUUCUCAAUGUCUUAUUUCAGAAAAUGGGUGUCUGAUAGUGAAAUUCUUUAAAAGGACCAUAUUUUUCAUGAUAAAACAGAUCCAGGGGCUGUAAAACAUUAAAUCAAUCAGCUGAGACAGAUUUCAGAUAAUGUUUGGAAUUCUGUAUAUCCUGAAUUAUUCCACCUGUUUGUACAAUUGCUGCCCUCAGGCUAUGUCUCCGUCUACAGGUUGGUAUCCAUGGUACAAACAGGACAGGAGUAUGGUCAGUUGCAGCUCAUUUGCAUUUUAAAGUAACGGACACUGAAACAGCCUGUUAAGAAGAAAAUUAAACACAAGAGGAAUCAGAUGUACACUGAACAAUCUGAGAAGGAUUUGGAGAAGCUUGGUCUUGGACCUCUGUCAUUAAUGUAAAAAGCUCCUAAUUUCAGACUUCUGAACACAUUAUCUACAAUAAUGCUGGGUCUUAUCUUCUCAGUCUGCGCCCUUUACGGAGAUAGGAAAACGUAUUAAGGCUUUAUGACGUUGAAAGAAAAUAUGAAGGAGGUACCUGCUAAACUGGGACAUUUCCUCCUAAAUCUUACACACUGGAUUUUCAAAGACUUAAUAAAAUGGAUUCAGGCAUGCUCAUCGUUUUCCUCACUUCAUGUUGAAUCUACUGCAUAGUGGAUACCUGUGGGUCAUGAGCUAAGCUUUGGGAACAGAUGCUGUAGAUGUAAAGUUUACACAUGUUAAACUUACCGUUUUCUGAGUGACUGUGGGUUUCAACAGAUGAUAGAGUGAAGGGUAGGGGAGGAUCUUCAUAAACAUGUACAGUUUGCAUGCUUACUUGCAUUUUUUUGGUUGUGGGACAGCAGUUUACACCACUUGGGUGGAAUGGACCAUCUAGAGUUUUGUUUCCCAGGUUGGUGGAUCAGGGAAGAACAGUGGGUGGAAACAUAGUGGCCACAGUUUACAAAACAUAGCUGACAUGUCUCACUUAUUCGUCUGUUUGCACUUCUGUAAUUCUGCAGCAUCCCAGUGACUGUGUCUGUGCUUUGGGCCUUUGAGGGAAACAGUGUGUUUGCUUUCCAUUGUGAGCAGAGCUGGUGGGUGAAACCAUUGUUGUGUUUCUCACUGAAUGUUCGAGCAAAUCCAUGGAAUGUAGCUAUUCUGCAGCCACCGAGGAAUCGAAGUGAAAUGUUAUUAGGUGGGGUGACACGCCUGCUUGGAAAAGGAUCUUCAUUCCACAUCUCUUUCAUCAUCUUCUCACACUUAAGUUGAAUCAUCUGUGAAACUGUUGCAUGGUGAAAGAGGCCCAGCCUGACUUGUGUGUUUCCAAAACCGCUUGCACUUGUAAACAAAAGGCUUGUAUUGGUGACAGCACUUUUUGGUGUUUGAACACUCUGGCUUAGUGGACUGUUACUGUACAUGUGUAGAACUGUGGCUAUCGGCUUUGUUAUUUCAAAACUCAUGGUUAUAGCAGUGGAAGAUGUUUGCAUCAGCUUCAGCACAAAAGCAUCUUUUUUUUUCAUGCAGGUCUGGUUGCCAGCAGUAGAGGAACACUGUCAUGCAUAUUUAUCAAGUUUAUACUGAGGUUUGACCACAAGGGUUGAAAAUGUAAAGGCACUGCAGCAGAGUGGCUUCUGAGUCUUCCACAAUGUAUAAUCAGCAUCAGUGAGGCCUUCACACAAAAACCAUCUAAGUCCGGUUUAAGAUGCCGUACUGGCUUCAAGUCUUAGGCCACCUUUAGCUUGGUUGUUUUGCAGGGUUUUAAUGAACAUAUGAUUCUUUCCCCUCAACCUCUUUAAGACAGAUGCAAGAAAAGAAAUCAAAUCUGUGAAUACAGCAAAAAAACACCUAAUUAUCAGUAAAUGACAGUUACACCUAGAAGUUAAAAAGUUCUCUUUUAGAUGCCUGUAUUUUGGCCAGCAUCAUUUAGUUUGUGUGUAAGAGGGCUGGGAAAGAGCAAAGACUAUUAUUGUCAUGUUAAACACUACCAACACCCUUCAAAACCUUUUGGCUACAUAACAAAUUUUGACACAGAGCUGUGUUCAAGUAUUGUAAAGUUAAAUGUAUAAACACACUUCUGCUGGCUGGGCUAAUUAUCAGGCUAGCUGGCAGACAAUGUAAGUCAGUAGGAAUUAUUGCUAACAUUAGUGCAGCUAAUUCAGUUAGUUACCUUGCAGCAAAAUUAAUGACAGAAUCCUCUGUCACAUAAACGUAACUUCUCAUCCACAACAACAGAGCUACCUGCCAGCUGUGUGUGUGUUCAUAUAACACAUAUAUAGCAUAAAUAAAGUCAUUAUAACCUUGAUAAAACAAAAUAAUGGUGGCCUUAAACUUUUGUCCAGUACUGUACAUUAGGUUUUAAAAUCCCAUUUUUCAUGAUGAUGUUGGAAUAUCAUAUCCUUUUAAAAUAUCACAACAGUAGCAUUUACUUACAAAAUGUUGCUUUUUCUUCAGAUAUAUUAAGUGAAGAUCUUGCCCGUUAGAAAAGACAAAGAAGA